Molecule: messenger RNA, 1332 nt
Organism: Emiliania huxleyi CCMP1516
Lineage: Eukaryota; Haptophyta; Isochrysidales; Noelaerhabdaceae
Exons: 3
Coding region: 1-1332 (443 amino acids)
Biological process (GO): potassium ion import across plasma membrane; regulation of monoatomic ion transmembrane transport
Cellular component (GO): plasma membrane
Molecular function (GO): inward rectifier potassium channel activity
Source: RefSeq, a predicted model, not a curated record
AUGGCCCCCAUUCUGCAAAUUCCCGUGCACAGCCACCUGCAUGGUAAAGAGAUGGGCUAUUGGCAACGGGUCCCCAUUCUGCAGCCUCCCAGUGCAGCCACCUUCAUGGUCAGAGAUGCAAGCGUCUCUGACCAUGGUCCCUUCGUGCAGACUCUCUGGCCCGUGGACGCUGUCCCGCGCAGGCUCGUGCGGCGCGACUAUCCGUUCCACCAGUCGGGCGACAAGAUCCACAUGCACCGGUCCGGCUGGAAGCUGACCGAGCUGCGCCAGAUCGCGAUGCUCGACUGGUUCCACGUGCUGAUCGAGUGGAGCCUCGGCGGCCUGCUCGCGCUGACCGUCGCCAUGUACACUCUCCUCGUCCUCCUCUUCGGCCUCCUCUACAUGGCGAUUGACCGGCGGGGCGAGGACUGCGGCCUCGCGCCGCCCGGCCAGGACCUCUCGUGGCAGACCGCCAUCGCCUUCUCCGUCGAGACCUUCUCGACGAUCGGGUACGGUGUCCCCUUUGACUCCACCGCCUUCUUCGACAACUGCAUGGUCCUCACCGUCGCCGUCUACAGCCAAGCGCUCACCUUCAUCCUUCUCAACGCAACACUGCUCGGCAUCAUCUUUGCGCGCGUCGGCCGCGCCAGCACGCGAGCCGCACAGGUUCUCUUUUCGGACAAGGCAACCAUCCGGUGCGUGCGCGGCCGCUUCUACUUCUCCUUCCAGGUGGGGGAGGCGUCCUUCCUCCAGUACCACCCGAUCGUGGAGGCGCACGUGCGCGCGUACGCCGUCCUGCAUGAGCGGGCCGCCCUCUUCCAGACUCGCGUCCUGCGGCUGACGAACCCGAACGACGAGAUCGGAGGGAUGCUCUUCCUCGCCACUCCACAGCUCGUCUCGCACCGGAUCGACCGCUGGUCUCCCCUGUUCCCGCCCGCAUGCUUCCGCGCGAGGCCGCUCGAGCCCACGCUGCCCCUCAGCCGCGUCCCGCCAGCCCCGCUCCGUCCCACCUUCCCCGGGCUGGUGAUGCGCGAGGACGACGUGGACGCAGAGGACACGAUCGACGCGGCGCUCCGAGACCGGCGCCAGCAGGCGGAGCUCGCAGCGCGGUGCGAGCACGCGCCCGCGGCAGCAGAGGCGCGCCACGCCGCGGCAGGCGCAGGCCUAGGCCGCGCCUCCUGUUCGCUAGCGCGCCACUCGUACAUGAGCUCCGACCUCCGCUUCGACGCUGGCUUCGCCCCCACCAUGUCCAUCACCGACGAGGGGGUGCCGCAGGUGGACUGGGAGGAGUUCCACAAGACGGUGGAUCUGCCGUUCAACACCACCUGUUGGGUCGGGUCGUCGCAUAGCUAA